Messenger RNA from Salvelinus namaycush (lake trout), 2113 nucleotides. It is a transcript of the gene sh3glb1a, whose product is annotated as SH3-domain GRB2-like endophilin B1a. Bases 174 to 1262 code for a protein of 362 amino acids. Gene Ontology annotation, cellular component: cytoplasm; membrane. The transcript is spliced from 9 exons. NCBI's taxonomy places the organism in Eukaryota, Metazoa, Chordata, Actinopteri, Salmoniformes, Salmonidae. Gene Ontology annotation, molecular function: protein binding. The record is from RefSeq and is a predicted model, not a curated record. Gene Ontology annotation, biological process: membrane organization.
UCGACAGUCGGAAAACUCCCUAAAACGAAACAGUCAACACUUGGCUGCUUCUUGUCAAAAUCUAACCACGGGAAACGUAGCUAGCAAGGAAAAUAUUAAUUUGUUUACCAUUCCUCUGUAUGGAUAAGUAAUUUGCCAGCUUUUUGAGCACAAAGUGUAAUCUACAACUAAACAUGGAUUUCAACGUCAAAAGGUUAGCAGCAGACGCCGGUACUUUAUUCAGUCGUGCGGUUCAAUUUACAGAGGAAAAACUUGGGCAAGCUGAGAAGACUGAGUUGGAUGCUCACCUGGAGAACCUUCUGUGCAGAGCAGAAUGCACCAAGCAAAACACGGAGAGAAUCAUGAAGCAGACAGAGGUUCUACUACAACCAAACCCAAAUGUCAGAAUAGAGGAAUUUCUGUACGAGAAACUGGAGAAGAAAGUCCCCACGCGGAUGAACAACCACGAGGUGCUUGGCCAGUCCAUGAUCGAGUCGGGGAGUGAGUUUGGCCCUGGAACGGCCUAUGGAAACGCACUUAUUAAAUGUGGCGAGACGGAGAAGCAGAUUGGAGGAGCGGAGAGAGAGUUCAUCCAGAGCUCAGCCAUCAACUUCCUCACGCCAUUCAGGAACUUUCUAGAAGGAGACUUCAAAACCAUCCUGAAAGAACGGAAGCUUUUGCAGGUGAAGCGUUUGGAUCUGGACGCAGCAAAAACCAGGCUAAAGAAGGCCAGAGUUCCUGACGCUAGAGCAGUGGCGGAGCAGGACCUAAGGAUGACCCAGAGUGAGUUUGAUAGACAGGCUGAGAUCACCAGGCUGCUCCUGGAGGGGGUCAGCAGCACCCAUGCACACCACCUCCGCUGUCUGACUGACUUUGUGGAGGCCCAGACUACAUACUAUGCCCAGUCUUACCAGUACAUGGUUGACCUCCAGAAGCAACUGGGGAGCUUCCCGUCUACGUUCUCCUCCAACAACAACCAGUCGUCUAGUAGUUCCGGUGGGGCCAGUAUCUCAGUACCCACCAUCCCCUUGUCUGCCUCCAUGCUCAGCCCCUCUCCCGGCCUGGGCUUGUCAGGCUUCAGUGAGCUCCGGGUCUCCAGCGGCAGCCGUAAAGCCCGCGUACUCUAUGACUACGAUGCUGCUGGCAGCAGUGAACUCUCCCUGCUCGCUGAUGAGGUCAUCAUGGUGAGCAGUGUCCCAGGCAUGGACUCUGAUUGGCUGAUGGGCGAGCGGGGUACCCAGAUGGGUAAAGUGCCCAUCACCUAUCUGGAGCUGUUGAACUGAUCAGAGCGUAGUGAUGCCUGUAUGUGGGAGAGACUCAAGAGAGUCCAGACUGCGGGGCCCGUAUUCAUAAUGCAUCUCAGAGUAGGUCCUAGGAUCAGUUUUACAGUUUAGAUUAUAACUAUAUGAACAGGCGGGAUCUGAUUACCUGAUCCUAGUUCAGCAGUCAUACUCUGAGACGCUUUGUUAAUACAGGCACCAGGAUCCAGAGGAAAGCAACAAGCAAGCCCAGUGUAGUAGAGCAAGGUUUCCCUAUUUAUACUGUCUACCACGGGAUAUGGUCUGCUCCAUGCUAAUUCUGUCAAUUCAUCAGGAGAAUUGUAACUCAAUGGAAAACAGUGACAAUGACAUUGUGAAUUGAAAUUCGUCAAAGGAAUUGGAUGGAUUGAAUUGGAACUGACCCUAUCCCUGCCGUGCCAUGUAUGCAACUGUUUAUACAAGCCGCUUCGAUGUUUUUCGCUCAAUGCAAUCUUAAUUCAAUAUGUGCCAGACUUUCUCCACAACCUUCCAUUUGUACAACCGAACCUUUUGUUUAAAAUACAAUUCAGAUGUUGAUCUUAAAGUGCUUUUUGAUGUGAUUUUUUUCUUUCUUUUUUCUACACUGCCAAUUAUAGUCCAGUUUGUAAUAUGGUUGAAUUGCUAGACAUGUCUUUUUUUUGUAUUUUCAACAAGACAAAAAAGCACUUUAAUUUGCAUAGGACGACUUAAAAAUAAACUAAUCUUAACUUGAAGUAUUAUUUUGUAGAUCAUAAUCAGGGGCGGCAGGUAGCCUAGUGGUUAGAGUGUUGGGUCAGUAACCGAAAGGUUGCUAGAUCAAAUCCCCGAGCUGACAAGGUAAAUAUCUGUCGUUCUGC